AUGGAAGCGUUUCGUUUGGGGACCACGCUACGUUUCGCCAGCCGAGGGAAAAGAUUGCUUACUAGUCAAAGUGCAUCAACCCCACCGUUACAAUGUACUCCCGUGGCGAUGGUGGGGAUGGCCCGCGGUGCGCACACACAGACUGUCUACGAGAACAUGGUGUACAUCAGCAACGACAAGGUCAAACUAAAAGCUGACCCUAAAACUAUGAAAUUGAACGAGAAAAUAGACAAGCCACUAUGUAUAAUCAUGAAUUGGAUGAUGGCUAAGCCGAACCACGUUAAGAAGUACGCGCAGCUGUAUCUGGACCAUGACUUCGAUGUGCUCUCCGUGACCUGCACUCCUUGGCAGCUCAUGUGGCCGGCGAAAGGAACCCAAGUACUAACAGAAAAACUGCUGCGGUUUAUGGAGGUGAACAGUCAGAACCCGCUGACUGUGCACGGGUUCUCAGUCGGCGCCUACGUAUGGGCUGAGCUGCUGGUCCACGCUGUUAAUGAUAAAAAACGAUUCCAGCCAGUAUUAGACCGUGUGGCGUGCCAGGUGUUUGACUCCGGCGCAGACAUCCAUGAGAUACCGGUCGGCUUCCCCAGCGCUGUGUUUCCACGCAACAAAUUCUUGCAGGAAUUAUUUAGGACUUAUAUUAAAACUCACAUGAAGGUGUUUCAUAACGUAGCGACGAAACAUUACAUGAAGGCGACCGACGUGUUCCAUCACACUCCCUGCAGGGCGCCGGGGCUGUUCCUCGUCUCUAAGACUGACCUCGUAGGAGCUGAGAAGAGGAGCCGAAGCGUGCACGACUCUUGGGUCAGGAGUGGAAUCAAGUGUAACUUCAAAUGCUGGGACAAGUCUCCUCACGUGCUCCACUACAUCCACCACCCGCAGGAGUACAAGCAGGCGUUGUACUCGCACAUGAAAGAAUGUGGCUUACUCAAAGACAAGUCAUAG
Spodoptera littoralis (African cotton leafworm) is the source of this 945-nucleotide messenger RNA. The record is from the annotation of a GenBank genome assembly. Lineage: Eukaryota; Metazoa; Arthropoda; Insecta; Lepidoptera; Noctuidae.